UCUGCAUCGCCCCCUCGCCUUCUCUUCUCUUCUCUUCUCUUCUCCACCCCGCAAGCCCUCCCCGGAGCCUCCGUUUGCGCGCGCGGACUCCUUGCUCUAUCCCGGCACGCCGGCGAGCAGCUCUGGAGGCCUCCGUCUCGGUCUCAAGGUUGCUAGUAGGAGUAGGAGUAUCAGUUUCAUUCAAUCCACAAGAAAGAAAGAAGAAAAAAAAAUCUGGCGAUUUCAGCUGAACGGCCAUGACCCACAUUAGCUUGUGCAUCUUUUGCUGUUGCCUACUCCAGACUCGCAUCGCAUCUCGAGAUGUCUUUCCGCAGCAUAGUCCGUGAUUUCAGGGAGAGUUUUGGUACUCUAUCAAAGCGGAGUUUUGAGGUGAAAAUUUUAGGAAUCCCAGGUCUUUCGGGCCGUCACAGAGGGAAGUCUAUUGGACCAUCAUGUGAGCUGGAUGACGGGCCAGUGGUGGUUCACCAGAGCAAGUGGGCUGGUCUUCCUCCUGAAUUACUUCGUGAUGUCAUGAAAAGGUUGGAGGAAGAUGAUAGCAAUUGGCCAUCCCGCAAGGAUGUUGUUGCUUGCGCUUCUGUUUGUACAACAUGGAGAGACAUGUGCAAGGAUAUAGUGAGGAACCCGGAAUUUUGUGGAAAGCUUACAUUUCCAGUGUCUCUUAAGCAGCCUGGACCUCGGGAUGGAGUAAUCCAAUGUUUCAUAAAAAGGGACAAAUCAAAACUAACAUAUCAUCUCUACCUGUGCCUUAGCUCUGCUGUUCUUGAUGAGACUGGGAAGUUUCUACUAUCAGCUAAAAGGAGUCGGCGAACGACACACACUGACUACAUCAUUUCUAUGGAUUCCAAAAAUAUCUCCCGAUCAAGUAGUGGCUACAUUGGAAAGUUGAGGUCAAAUUUCCUUGGCACCAAAUUCAUAAUCUAUGACACACAGCCUCCAUACAAUGCUGGGACGCUUUGUUCGCAAGAACGGACAAGCCGUCGAUUCUCCUCUAGGAAAGUUUCCCCAAAAGUUCCAACUGGUUGUUAUCCCAUUGCACAGGUGAACUAUGAGCUAAAUGUUCUUGGAACCCGGGGACCAAGGCGGAUGCAAUGCGCUAUGCAUUCCAUCCCAGCAUCGGCAGUAGAGCCUGGUGGCAUUGUGCCUGGCCAACCUAAAGAGCUCCUCCCGAGAUUAUUUGAGGAGUCCUUCCGCAGCAUGGCCACUUCCUUCUCCAAGUACUCCAUCACAGAUCAUUCAGCAGACUUCAGUAGUUCUCGCUUCUCAGAAUUUGGGGGAGGAGCUCUGCAAGUGCAAGAUGGCGAUGAUGUGGACAAGGAGAAGCCUUUGGUUCUCCGUAACAAAGCACCAAGGUGGCAUGAGCAGCUGCAGUGCUGGUGCCUCAACUUCCGUGGCCGUGUGACGGUGGCUUCAGUGAAGAAUUUCCAGCUGAUAGCUGCUGCACCUCAACCAGUCUCUGGAGCAGCCUCUGAACCUUUACAUGCAGGGCAGGCUGUGCAACAGCAGAGCCAGUCUUCCCAGCCAUCCAGCUCCUCGUCGUCAUCCAACCAUGAUACGGUGAUCCUGCAAUUCGGCAAAGUUGCAAAGGACAUGUUCACCAUGGAUUACCGGUACCCGUUGUCGGCCUUCCAGGCUUUUGCUAUCUGUUUGACCAGCUUUGACACCAAGCUGGCAUGUGAAUAGAUCAGUUAGAAUAGCGACCAUAAACUAAAGCACUCUUAAAAAGGGCCUAACCCUGAGAGUGUAUGGUAUGGUAUAUGUAUUCCAGGGUAGGAGAAGAAAUCUGGGUCUGGUGUGCAUGUGCAGUUCUUUGGUUGAGAGUCCUUGUUUCCUCCGGCGUGCGUGUUUGUUAGAACUGUAGAAAGGAUUGAAAUGUAGAUGUUUGUUGUAAGAUAGAACAUGAUGAGAAAACUUCUCUCUGCGUUGGGCAUUAAAAAGUUUUGAGCAAGAGAAUGCAUGCAUGGUCGAGUAGAGCCGUCUUGGAUGUGGGGUUUGAGAGGUACUGUAAAAUGAUGGAGAUGUCAGCAUUAUUAUGCCCAGACAGCAACAGCUAUCAAUCUCCAUAUAAUAAUGAUCCUAGAUAUCUUGGGUAC
Oryza brachyantha (malo sina) is the source of this 2090-nucleotide messenger RNA. RefSeq names its product tubby-like F-box protein 7. The transcript has 6 exons. Bases 301 to 1680 code for a protein of 459 amino acids. Gene Ontology annotation, molecular function: protein binding. The record is from RefSeq and is a predicted model, not a curated record. NCBI's taxonomy places the organism in Eukaryota, Viridiplantae, Streptophyta, Magnoliopsida, Poales, Poaceae.